Molecule: messenger RNA, 525 nt
Organism: Acipenser ruthenus (sterlet)
Lineage: Eukaryota; Metazoa; Chordata; Actinopteri; Acipenseriformes; Acipenseridae
Product: protein S100-G-like
Exons: 3
Coding region: 80-466 (128 amino acids)
Molecular function (GO): transition metal ion binding; calcium ion binding
Source: RefSeq, a predicted model, not a curated record
GGAGAUAAUAAGAGGUUUGAGCAGCUCAAUGGUAGACGAGGGGAUAUGAAAGUUAAAAAGGGCGUUGACAUUCUUUGGGAUGUCCCCAGGCAAUCCUAUUUUAAGAAAGGGAGUUUCCAUGAAAAAUCUCUUUAAAAUAUAUGAGAAACACAUCACACCUGCCCUUUGUCAAACUGUUGCAGAAAGCCGUUCCGCCAUCAUGUCUGGACUGCAGCCUCUUGAGAAGAGCCUCCUGGAAAUCAUUGCGCUCUUCAGCAGAUACGCCAAGAAAGAGGGGCACACGAAAACACUGUCCAAGAGGGAGGCUUCAGAACUGAUCAGCAAGGAGCUGCCCAACUUCAUGGGGAAAUGUGAUCCCAAGAACGUUCCCGAUUUGGAUGGAGAUGGUGAAAUGACCUUUGAAGAAUUCACAGUGAUGAUCCUGACGGUGGCCAAUGCCUUCAAUGAGAUGAUCAAUUCAUACUGAGGACAAGUCAGGAGACACCUGGUGUGCCUUUACAGAAAUAAAAACCCAACAAAACUGAA